This is a messenger RNA of Vicia faba (fava bean), 267 nucleotides long. The record is from the annotation of a GenBank genome assembly. Lineage: Eukaryota; Viridiplantae; Streptophyta; Magnoliopsida; Fabales; Fabaceae.
AUGAAGGUUAUGAGGUGCGAUUGGUUGUUAUGGAUGCGUGCGGAAAUUGAAGAUGAGGUUGGCUUGCAGUUGUAUGUGGAAAUUGGACAGAAGUGGAAAGAAAUUGGGAUUACGGUGGCGAUUGGUGGAACUGUAACGGCGAAAGAGAUGGAGGUUAUGAGGGGCGAUUGGUUGUUAUGGAUGUGUGCGGAAAUUGAAGAUGAGGUUGGCUUGCAGUUGUAUGCGGAAAUUGGACAGAAGGUGAUGCUGUUGGAGAUUAACGGUUAG